Trifolium pratense (red clover) is the source of this 5844-nucleotide messenger RNA. Its product is annotated as E3 ubiquitin-protein ligase KEG. Gene Ontology annotation, biological process: negative regulation of abscisic acid-activated signaling pathway; protein phosphorylation; late endosome to vacuole transport. Gene Ontology annotation, cellular component: early endosome; trans-Golgi network. The coding region runs from base 424 to 5385 and encodes 1653 amino acids. The transcript is spliced from 15 exons. The record is from RefSeq and is a predicted model, not a curated record. Lineage: Eukaryota; Viridiplantae; Streptophyta; Magnoliopsida; Fabales; Fabaceae. Gene Ontology annotation, molecular function: protein binding; ATP binding; protein kinase activity.
AUAGCUUUCUUUCUUUCAUCCUUCUUACCCACCUAAGACAACCCCAUUUCUCACCAAAAAAAAAGUUAAACUUAAAAUGUGUAUACCAACAAAAACCCCUCUUUCACAACAAAUCACAAUCUUCUCUCUCUCUCUAGAAUCCCCUCUCUCUCUAGAUUUCCUUCAUCAUUAGCCUAAUUGAUCACUCUUAAAAUAAAAUUCAUCCUACAAACUUGAAACUCCUUUCCCUUUACUUAACCUAUGAUGGAUCUGCUAUUCACACCCUUAACAACUUCCAUUUCCUCAUAACACAAAGAUCCUUUCACCUCAUAUUCCGAUCAAACGCGCUUUUCUGUUCCAAGCGUUUUUUUUAACUUAAAUUCUACAACUCCAACACAAUUGAGAGAGAGAGAGAGAGAGAGAGAGAGAGAGAACUAAAAAGAAAUGAAAAUCCCUUGUUGUUCGGUGUGCCAAACGCGGUACAACGAAGAAGAACGAGUUCCUCUUCUUCUUCAAUGUGGCCAUGGUUUCUGCAGAGAGUGUCUUUCUAGAAUGUUCUCAGCUUCAUCAGACGCUACUCUCACCUGUCCACGGUGUCGUCAUGUAUCAACCGUCGGUAAUUCUGUUUUAGCUUUACGGAAGAACUAUGCGGUGCUUUCGUUAAUCCAUUCCGCCGUGGAAGCUUCUGCUGCCGCUUCCGGUGGCGGCAACCGAGGUUCGAAUUUUGAAUGUGAUUUAACUGACGAUGAUGAAGACGGUGAUGGUGAAGAUGACGACGAGAAUGAUGAGGAGAAACGGCGGCGGAACAGUCGUGGCUCGCAGACUUCGAGUUCUGGUGGUUGUGCUCCGGUGAUUGAGGUCGGUGUGCAUCAGGAUUUGAAAUUAGUGAAGCGGAUUGCGGAAGGAAGGAGAGCUGGUGUUGAUAUGUGGACGGCGGUGAUCGGAGGUGGACGGUGUCGGCAUCAUGUGGCGGUGAAGAAAGCGGUUAUAACUGAGGGAAUGGAUUUGGAUUGGAUGUUAGUGAAAUUGGAGGAUUUGCGUAGGGCUUCGAUGUGGUGUAGAAAUGUUUGUACUUUUCAUGGUGCGAUGAAGGUUGAUGAAAGUUUGUGUCUUGUGAUGGAUAAAUGUUAUGGAUCGGUUCGCUCCGAGAUGCAGCGGAAUGAAGGAAGACUCACAUUGGAGCAAGUUUUAAGAUAUGGAGCAGACAUUGCACGAGGGGUUGUUGAGCUUCAUGCUGCAGGCGUUAUUUGCAUGAAUUUAAAGCCUUCCAAUCUACUUCUUGAUACAAAUGGUCAUGCUGUGGUUUCUGAUUAUGGACUUGCUACAAUUCUGAAGAAGCCUUCCUGUUGGAAGGCUCGACCUGAGUGUGACUCCACAAAGAUCCAUUCCUGUAUGGAAUGUAUAAUGCUUAGCCCACAUUAUACAGCACCAGAGGCUUGGGAACCUGUGAAGAAGUCAUUAAAUUUGUUCUGGGAUGAUGGAAUAGGUAUAUCUCCCGAAUCAGAUGCCUGGAGUUUUGGUUGUACAUUGGUGGAGAUGUGCACGGGUGCAAUUCCUUGGGCUGGUUUAAGUGCAGAGGAAAUCUAUCGAGCAGUUGUCAAGGCAAAGAAGCAGCCUCCACAAUAUGCUAGUGUGGUUGGUGGAGGAAUUCCAAGGGAACUGUGGAAGAUGAUUGGAGAGUGCUUACAAUUCAAACCAUCUAAAAGACCUACCUUCAAUGCAAUGCUGGCAAUAUUUCUCCGUCAUUUGCAAGAAAUACCACGCAGCCCUCCUGCAAGCCCGGAUAAUGACCUUGUUAAGGGGUCUGUAUCAAAUGUGACAGAGGCUUCCCCAGUACCUGAAUUAGAAGUCCAUCAGGACCCAAAUCAUCUUCAUCGACUUGUGUCUGAAGGGGAUGUCACUGGUGUUAGAGACUUUCUGGCAAAGGCUGCAACAGAAAAUGAAAGCAACUACAUGUCUUCUCUGUUGGAAGCUCAAAAUGCUGAUGGACAAACGGCUCUCCACUUGGCUUGUAGACGUGGCAGUGCAGAACUUGUUGAGACAAUUCUGGAGUAUGAAGAGGCUAAUGUUGAUGUCUUGGACAAAGAUGGGGAUCCUCCUCUUGUUUUUGCCUUAGCAGCUGGGUCCCAUGAAUGUGUGCGUAGCCUUAUCAAAAGAAAUGCUAGUGUGAAGUCACGAUUGAGAGAUGGGUUUGGCCCAUCAGUAGCUCAUGUUUGUGCAUAUCAUGGUCAGCCAGAUUGUAUGCGAGAGUUGCUUUUAGCUGGAGCUGAUCCCAAUGCAGUGGAUGAUGAAGGUGAAUCAGUACUGCAUAGGGCAAUUGCCAAGAAGUUCACAGACUGUGCUCUUGUGAUAGUGGAAAAUGGAGGCUGUAGAUCGAUGACCAUCUUGAAUUCAAAAAAUCUGACACCACUGCACUUGUGUGUAGCGACGUGGAAUGUUUCUGUUGUGAAGAGAUGGGUGGAAGUUGCAACUUCUGAUGAGAUUGCUGAAGCGAUUGACAUACCAAGCCAUAUCGGCACUGCCUUGUGCAUGGCAGCUGCUUCUAAGAAAGACCAUGAAAGUGAGGGGAGAGACUUGGUGCGGAUAUUGCUUACAGCAGGAGCUGAUCCAUCUGCUCAGGAUUCACAGAACGGGAGGACAGCUUUGCAUACCGCUGCUAUGACAAAUGAUGUGGAAUUGGUUCAGGUUAUUCUUGCUGCUGGUGUUGAUGUUAACACUCGCAAUGUGCACAAUAGUAUACCUCUUCACUUGGCCUUAGCUAGGGGUGCAAAGGCAUGUGUUGGACUGCUUCUAGAUGCUGGAGCGGAUUAUAAUUUGCAGGAUGAUGAUGGUGAUAAUGCUUUCCAUAUAGCAGCAGAAACAGCAAAAAUGAUACGCGAAAAUCUGGACUGGCUUAUUGUUAUGCUAAAGAAUCCCGAUGCUGAUAUUGAAGUCAGAAACCACAGUGGCAAGACACUACGGGACAUCUUAGAGGCUCUACCCCGAGAAUGGAUAUCCGAAGAUUUGAUGGAGGCACUCUCAAAUAGAGGCGUUCAUUUAUCUCCUACAAUAUUUGAAGUGGGAGAUUGGGUGAAGUUUAAAAGAACUGUCACAACUCCAACACAUGGGUGGCAAGGUGCUAGACCAAAGAGUGUUGGCUUUGUGCAAAGUAUUCCAGACAGGGAUAAUCUAAUCGUUUCAUUUUGUUCGGGAGAGGUUCAUGUUCUGCCAAAUGAAGUUGUAAAAGUUGUUCCAUUGGACAGGGGGCAACAUGUACAACUGAAAGGAGAUGUAAAAGAGCCUAGGUUUGGUUGGCGUGGGCAGUCACGUGACAGCAUUGGGACAGUAUUAUGUGUUGACGAUGAUGGAAUUCUCCGUGUUGGGUUUCCUGGUGCAUCCAGAGGAUGGAAAGCUGACCCAGCAGAGAUGGAACGUGUUGAGGAAUUCAAGGUUGGAGAUUGGGUUCGUAUUCGUCCAACUCUUACAUCUGCAAAACAUGGGUUAGGAGCUGUGACACCAGGAAGCAUUGGCAUUGUAUAUUGUAUCCGACCUGACAGUAGUCUGUUAAUUGAACUGAGCUAUCUUCCAAAUCCUUGGCAUUGUGAACCAGAGGAGGUUGAGCAUGUUCCUCCUUUUAGGGUAAGAUAUAGAUUAUUUUAUUCUCUGACUUACUAUUUAUGCCCUGUUUUUGUUACAAAACUUGUAUUUGUCUUACAGAUUGGGGAUAAGGUAUGUGUGAAGCGAUCUGUCGCAGAACCUAGAUAUGCUUGGGGUGGUGAGACACAUCAUAGUGUUGGAAGAAUAAGUGAGAUUGAGAACGAUGGUCUCUUAGUAAUAGAAAUACCAAAUCGACCCAUACCAUGGCAAGCUGAUCCAUCUGAUAUGGAGAAGGUGGAAGAUUUUAAGGUUGGAGAUUGGGUCAGAGUGAAAGCUUCAGUAUCUUCUCCAAAAUAUGGAUGGGAGGAUAUUACAAGGAACAGUAUUGGGGUAAUUCAUAGUUUGGAGGAGGAUGGUGAUGUGGGUGUUGCCUUUUGCUUCAGAAGCAAGCCUUUUUCUUGCUCAGUCACUGAUGUGGAGAAAGUUCCUCCUUUUGAGGUGGGACAAGAAAUUCAUGUGAUGCAAUCUGUUAGUCAGCCACGGCUUGGGUGGUCAAAUGAAUCACCAGCUACUGUUGGAAAAAUAGUGAGAAUUGACAUGGAUGGUGCCCUCAAUGCAAAGGUCACCGGUAGGCAGAGCUUGUGGAAAGUGUCUCCUGGAGAUGCUGAACGACUUCCAGGGUUUGAGGUUGGGGAUUGGGUACGCUCUAAACCAAGCCUGGGAAAUAGACCUAGUUAUGACUGGAAUAGUGUUGGCAGAGAGAGUUUAGCUGUUGUGCAUAGUGUACAGGAUUCUGGUUAUUUGGAGUUGGCUUGCUGUUUCCGUAAAGGGAAGUGGAUCACUCAUUAUACGGAUGUUGAAAAGGUUCCUAGCUUGAAAGUUGGGCAGUAUGUUAGUUUCCGAGUUGGUUUGGUUGAACCCAGGUGGGGUUGGAGAGGAGCUCAGCCUGAAUCUCAAGGUAUUAUAACAAGUAUUCAUGCGGAUGGAGAAGUCAGGGUUGCAUUCUUUGGUUUGCCAGGACUGUGGAAAGGCGAUCCUUCGGACCUGCAGGCAGAACAAAUCUUUGAAGUGGGAGAGUGGGUGAGAUUGAAAGAAAAUGCAAAUAAUUGGAAAUCAAUUGGGCCAGGUAGUGUUGGCGUCGUUCAAGGAAUAGGGUAUGAAGGAGAUGAAACUGACAGAAGUACUUACGUAGGCUUUUGUGGGGAGCAAGAGAAAUGGGUAGGACCAAGUUCCCAUCUUGAAAGAGUUGACAAACUCUUUGCAGGGCAGAAAGUUAGAGUUAAACAAUAUGUAAAGCAACCUAGAUUUGGGUGGUCGGGGCACACCCAUGCUAGUAUUGGUACUAUACAAGCAAUUGAUGCUGAUGGGAAGCUUCGAAUAUACACUCCAGCAGGUUCAAAAACAUGGAUGCUGGACCCAUCAGAAGUGGACGUCGUGGAAGAGAAGGAGCUUUGUAUUGGAGACUGGGUGAGGGUUAGAGCAUCAGUUUCAACUCCAACCCACCAUUGGGGGGAAGUGAUUCAUUCAAGCGUGGGGGUGGUGCAUCGGAUGGAAGAUGAUAAUUUAUGGGUUUCAUUCUGUUUUGUGGAGAGAUUAUGGCUUUGCAAGGCAAGCGAAAUGGAACGGGUUAGGCCUUAUAAAGUAGGGGACAAAGUAAGGAUCAGAGAUGGACUGGUAUCGCCGCGGUGGGGAUGGGGGAUGGAGACACAUGCCAGCAGGGGACAGGUUGUAGGAGUAGAUGCAAAUGGUAAACUAAGAAUAAGGUUCCGUUGGAGGGAAGGUAGGCCUUGGAUAGGAGACCCUGCUGAUAUUGCCCUUGAUGAGAACUGAUGUAAAAUUUUAUAGGAGUAUGGAAGCUUGUAUCAUCAUAACUUGAUUUUCUCAUUCAUAUCUUUGGUCUAUUGCUUUUCUGGAUCUGAUCUUGUGCAACAAAUCGAAAGCUUUAUGUGACCCGCUACCUGUUGUGCUCUGAACUCCUAUCUAGGUUGGAAUGCAGUUUGGCCAGAUUUAUUUAUGUUAGUUAAUGAACAGAGUUGGAGGAUUGACAGAGAUAUAGAGAUUAUGGCGAACUAUUGGCGAUUGGCCCAUUUAUAUUCAUUACUUAUAUACAUAAGUUUUUAGUUCCAGAUUUUGAGGUGUAUAUUUAUAUGUUUAUUAUUUAAUACUGUAUUGUUGUACAAACUGUACUCAGCGGCCAACUUGAUUGCAUUUUUUUUACCCGCUCAUUGUGCAGUCAUGCAUAAUUCAUGAAUUGAAUUGAUUCAAUAUACAGCAUUUGCAUUUUCCUUC